GAGCGGGAAUAUCCCUGGGGAAGAGCCGGGAAGAGCCUGGUCCAGGUCCCGCCAUGAACCCCCCGCCGCGGCGGGUGCGGCUGAAGCCCUGGCUGGUGGCACAGGUGAGCAGCCAGCGGUACCCGGGGCUGCAGUGGCUGGACCCCGAGCGGCGACGCUUCGCCAUCCCCUGGCGCCACGCCACCCGGCACCCCCCCGCCCCCCAGGAGCACGACACCAUCUUCAAGGCGUGGGCGCUGGAGACGGGGAAGUUCACGGAGGGGGUGGACGAGCCGGACCCGGCCAAGUGGAAGGCCAACCUGCGCUGCGCCCUCAACAAGAGCCGGGAGUUCCGGCUGCUCUUCGACGGCACCAAGGCCGCCCCCCCCCAGCCCUACAAGGUCUACGAGCUCUGCGAGGGCCCCGCCGACGGCGCAGAUGGGGUGGCCGAGGACGACUAUGGCUGCGGUGGGGAGGAGGACGUCAGCCAGCUCCAGAAGAUGACAUCUCUGAGCAUCGAUGACACCCGGCACGGGGGGAACCUGCUGCCCCCCUACCCCUGGCCCAAGGAGGAGCCCCACUUCGGCAGCGGCUGCCCCCCAGGGCCCUUUGCGCCGCCCCCCCCGGCGCUGCUUCCCGGAGAGGUGGGGGGCACCCAUGGGACCCCCGAGCUGCCCCUCGCUGAGACGGGACCCCCCCUGGGCACCCUGGGGCCCCCGGCCGCCUGCCCGCUGGCACCCAUGGAGCACGUCAUCCCCAACCUGCUCAUCAGCCACAUGCUGCCGCUGACCGACCUGGAGAUCAAGUUCCAGUACCGGGGCCGUCAGGUCUGCGUCCUCACCAUCAGCAACCCCCACGGCUGCCGCCUCUUCCACAGCAGCCUGGAGCCCACGCAGGAGCAGGUGGAGCUCUUCGGGCCGCUGACGCUGGAGCAGGUCCGCUUCCCCGCCACCGACGCCAUCCCCAACGAGAAGCAACGUUUCUACACCCACCAGCUCCUGGACGUGCUGGACCGCGGGCUCAUCCUGGAGCUGCAGGGGCAGGACAUCUACGCCAUCCGCCUCUGCCAGUGCAAGGUCUUCUGGACGGGGCCCUGCGCCGCCCGCCGCGCCGGCCCCAACCCCAUCGAGAGGGAGAAGAAGACCAAGCUCUUCAGCCUCGAGGGCUUUCUCAACGGCCUCAUCCUGUUCCAGAAGGGCCAGACCACCACCCCCCCGCCCUUCGAGAUCUUCUUCUGCUUCGGCGAGGAGUGGCCCGACCAGAAACCCAAGGAGAAAAAACUCAUCACCGUGCAGGUGGUGCCGGUGGCGGCGCGGCUGCUGCUGGAGAUGUUCUCCGGAGAGCUGUCGUGGUCGGCCGACAGCAUCCCCCUGCAGAUCUCCCACCCCGACCUCAAGGACAAGAUGGUGGAGCAGUUCAAGGAGCUUCACCAACUCUGGCAGAACCAACAGCGGCUACCGCCGGCGCAACCGGAGCCCAGCCCUGCCGCCGGACCCUGGGUGCUGCCGCCCGGCUCCCUGCCCCAGUAACAAGGGGACAC
Messenger RNA from Gymnogyps californianus (California condor), 1519 nucleotides. RefSeq names its product interferon regulatory factor 5 (gene IRF5). Gene Ontology annotation, biological process: regulation of transcription by RNA polymerase II; immune system process. The record is from RefSeq and is a predicted model, not a curated record. NCBI's taxonomy places the organism in Eukaryota, Metazoa, Chordata, Aves, Accipitriformes, Cathartidae. Gene Ontology annotation, cellular component: nucleus. Gene Ontology annotation, molecular function: RNA polymerase II cis-regulatory region sequence-specific DNA binding; protein binding; DNA-binding transcription factor activity, RNA polymerase II-specific.